AUGGACCCCUUUCAAGAACUCCGAAACGAAUUUUCUUCUACGAUCCGCGCCCUCCAGAAUGAAAUCGAAUCCGUCAAAAAUGAACCCAAACCACUUCAACGACCAAAGCCAUGCCUCCCUGAUCCCGAGAAAUUCAAUGGCCAAUCUUUGAAGUUUGAUACCUGGCUUGCUUCGAUGAAGGCUAAGCUUAGGAUUGAUGCUCCAGCUAUUGGUGAUGCAGUGGCUCAGUUCUACUAUGUCUAUCUGAAUCUGGAAAGCAAAGUCCAAGCUCUAGUUCUUCCCCAGUUAUCUUAUGCAGAAGACACCAACACCUGGGAUUACAACACCAUCCUUGAUCAACUAUCUCUGGUUUAUGACAACCCCAACAAGGUUCAAGAAGCUGAAGAUUAUCUACUAGUCCUAAAGCAGGAUAGUGGUGAAUCUGUGGCAGCCUACAUCGCCAAGUUUGAGAGGAUUCUUUAUGAGGCAAAGGGCAAAGAUUGGCCUGAUGUCACCAAGAUUUCAGCGUUCAGGAAAGGCCUCAAUCCUACUCUCCGAGGACGUCUCAACCAGCAGUUGAAUCUUCCAAAAUCAUACACUGAUUUCCUUCGUGUGGUUCAACAAUUGGGAAGUCAUUCUUUCAGCUCAAAUUCCACCAAUGUUUCCCACUCUCAAUCACACCAAUCUGGCUCUCACACCAAGUCUGAUCCUAUGGACCUCAGCGUCAUCAAUAUCAACUCCCUGUCAGCAGCGUCCACCUCCCUAGAUGAAAGGAACAGACGACGACAACAAGGAUCCUGUGUGAGAUGUGGCUCCUCUGAUCAUUGGGUGAAGGAUUGUUCCAUGAAGGCACACAAGGAAUCCAAUAAAAUAUGGAACCAGCAGAUGAUUGCAAGGUUAGAGGCAAACCGUCUUGAUGACCUUAAUGAUCUCGAUGAUUGA
Molecule: messenger RNA, 921 nt
Organism: Aspergillus chevalieri
Lineage: Eukaryota; Fungi; Ascomycota; Eurotiomycetes; Eurotiales; Aspergillaceae
Exons: 1
Coding region: 1-921 (306 amino acids)
Molecular function (GO): zinc ion binding; nucleic acid binding
Source: RefSeq, a predicted model, not a curated record